Microplitis mediator is the source of this 1871-nucleotide messenger RNA. RefSeq names its product ras-related protein Rab-1A (gene Rab1). Gene Ontology annotation, molecular function: GTPase activity; GTP binding. NCBI's taxonomy places the organism in Eukaryota, Metazoa, Arthropoda, Insecta, Hymenoptera, Braconidae. The transcript is spliced from 4 exons. The record is from RefSeq and is a predicted model, not a curated record. The coding region runs from base 275 to 895 and encodes 206 amino acids.
AUUGAGGUUUUCAUAAAAAAACGAUUAAAAAAGUAUGCUUACGUUUACUUAAUACAAAAGGGAUACUUCAUAUGUCUGGCCGCCAUUAUUUGGACAUUUAAUCACAAUUUCGAUGCAUGAAAAUUGACUCGCGGAAACGUCAAGGAACCAUUAACUCAUUUACUGUUACAAAUAACGUGAAGGUUAAGAAGGUUUAACUUUGGGUGUAUUAGUUGGGAUUUGACAGUUGUGAAGAACGUAGACAGUAAAAAAAAAACGCCUUCGCCAACGUAGCAUGUCUACAAUGAAUCCUGAGUACGAUUAUCUUUUCAAACUUCUUCUUAUUGGAGAUUCCGGUGUAGGAAAAUCAUGUUUGCUGUUACGUUUUGCUGAUGACACCUACACAGAGAGUUAUAUUAGCACUAUUGGUGUUGAUUUUAAGAUUAGAACAAUUGAUCUCGAUGGGAAAACGAUAAAACUACAAAUUUGGGACACUGCCGGGCAAGAACGAUUCAGAACUAUCACGAGUUCAUACUACAGAGGUGCACAUGGAAUCAUAAUUGUUUAUGAUUGCACAGAUCAAGACUCAUUCAAUAACGUUAAGCAGUGGUUAGAAGAAAUAGAUCGUUACGCUUCUGAUAACGUUAACAAGCUGCUGGUCGGUAAUAAGUGUGAUUUGAAUGUCAAGAAAGUUGUCGAUUAUGCUACUGCGAAGGACUACGCAGAUCAAUUAGCCAUACCAUUUUUGGAAACGUCUGCGAAAAAUGCAAUGAAUGUCGAACAAGCUUUCAUGACAAUGGCAGCAGAAAUAAAAGCACGAGUUGGUCCACCAUCUGGUACGGAUGCUGAUCCAGCUCAUAAAGUAAAGAUAAAUCAAGGUCGCGAUGUUGAUGCGCCCAAGUCCGGAUGCUGCUGAAAUUUUCAUCUAUUAUUUCCAUUUAAUUGACUGCAAUAACAUCGUUAAGCACUAAAAAUUUGAUGCACAUUUAAAUUAAUUCAAGAGGUGUGCAUAACGAUAACGGUUGAUACGACGAAGAAGCAUUGAAAUCAGUACAAUUCAACAAAAAAAAAAAAGUAAAAUUCCGAAGGAACGUUAGCAAAAAUUCUUUCAUCACUUUUUUUAAACAAGUGAUUGUACAAAUUACAAAACUCAUUAAAAAUAAAUUUUUACACUUUUUUUUGGAAAACAAUCAGAAAUCGGUACAUAAAAUAAAAAAAUAAGUUUGGAUAAUCAUACAUAAACAACGAUUGGUGAAUAAUUGUCUUUUCUUCGUUGCAUUGACUCAAUAUUAAUGGUAUUUGUUAUGUUAAAAAGAUCGUGCGGUAAAAGGUGAAUUAAUUUCGAUAAAUAUUUAAACUAAAAAAAAAUAAUAAACUUAAUAACCAUGUAUAAUAGUGAAAAAACUUAUGUAUUGAUAAAAAAAGAUAAUAAUUACAGGCUUUUUUAUUUUUAGUUUCUUUGUAAUGUUUAUAGAUAAUUAUUUUCGUUGUGUUGAGAUAUCUUAGGACCCUCGUAUGUUUUCAAUUAUUAAAUUAAAAUAUGUUUUAUUUUACAUGUGCAUAUUUAGCGAUACUUGCAUCAUAAUUAUGAUUUAAGUUGAUGAAAGUUAACUUUAUGUUUUUAUUAAUCGUACAAAAUAAGUGCAAAAGCGCGUAAUGUAAUGCGAAUAACAACUUUGUUCAAUUUAAAAUAAUUGAAAAAUUAAGUUUUCUCAACAUUUCGUACAUAUACUAGUGUAUUAACGUAUUGUAAAAUGUUAAAAAAAAAUAUCUAUAAGGAUGUGGAAUCUUAUAUAAAAGUUGCGAUCUAAACUUAUUACUUUGAUAUUUUUCAAUUUGUAACAUGGCUAUUAAUAAAAUUGAAUAAAAUUUUCUUUUAUCAUAGAAAAUGA